UUAGGCUUUUUACAUGUCACUGUCAAGACAUCUCAUUUUCAUUCCCGGAGCCUGUCAUGCCCCACCGCGCCUACAAAUGGCCACGAAAAUAAUUCAUUUUUUGGUAAAUGGCAAAGUGGAGCGAGCAGAGUUUAGAGCAGACUGCACGACUGAAGAUGUUAAAGGUAAGAGGCUGCUCAUACUCAUCUGUCACCUGCAAUGACCUCUGUAACGUGGCAGACCUGUUCCGAGCGGCAGCGGAGGCAUCUCCUCAUCACAUCCUGAAGCUGUACAAAGCCAACGGCAGCGUGGUGAAUAUCUCGCCCAUGCUGGAGCCCAACAGCCAGGACUCGUACUACCGGCUGGAGGUGGUGGCGUCUGAUCUUCAGAGCAUUGGUGUAAAAAGUGACGUGGACAACAUGGAGAGCAGGUUGUGUCACCUAGAAACCAAAGUCCAGCAAGAUGCAGGCAACACUCCAGAAAUUAUCGAUAACCUCAAGAGUCAGGUGGAGUCUUUCAAACGAAAGCUGGAGAGCGUCAAGCACCUGAGCUGGAUGGGUUUGUUCAGGGAUGAGAGUCCACAACAGCUUUCAAAGUUCCCAGCGAAAGCCAAAGGGCUUCAGUUGAACAUAGAAGAGGAGCACCGGGAGGUUCGCAAGAAGUUCCUCAACAUGAGCUCGCUGCGGGUGAUAGAAGAAGUGAGACAGCAACUGAAAACUCCCAUGUUUGACAAUUGGCAGUGGGAGGAGCCAGAGAUGCUGGUCCUCCUCCAGGUGAUGUUCACCGACCUGGACUUCCUGACAGUGUUUCACAUCGAAGUGGAUGUUCUCCAGAACUUCCUGUUUGAGGUCUACUGCCACUACAACAACAUCCCCUUCCAUAACUUCCAGCACUGCUUCUGCGUCACGCAGAUGAUGUACGGGCUCAUUUGGCUGACAGACAUCUGGAGCAAACUAGAUCCAAUGGACCUUCUGAUCUUGUUGACCUCUGCGCUGUGCCAUGACCUGGACCACCCCGGCUACAGCAACGUCUACCAGAUCAACGCCCAGACCGACCUGGCUCUUCGUUACAAUGACAUCUCACCGUUGGAGAACCACCACUGCGCAGUGGCCUUCGGCAUCCUGGCCAAGGAGGAGUCCAACAUCCUCAAGCACGUGACCACGGAGCAGUACAAACACAUUCGAGCAGGGAUGAUCAGGUGCAUUCUGGCCACCGACAUGGCGAGACACAACGAAAUCCUCAAUAAGUUCAAGAGCGUCCAGCCUGUCUUUGACUUCAGAAACAAGGAUCACACUGAAGUGUUAAUGAAGAUCAUGGUGAAGGUGAGCGACAUCUCCAACGAGGCCAGGCCGAUGGCGGUGGCCGAGCCCUGGCUGGACUGUCUGCUGCAGGAGUUUUUCAACCAGGGGGACGCAGAAAAACUCAAAGGACUUCCGGUGACUCCAUUUAUGGACCGUGACAAAGUGUCCAAGCCGUCCUCCCAAACCAGUUUCAUUCGCUUUGUCCUGUUGCCGCUCUUCACAGAGAUCACCAAGCUCUUUCCCUGUCUGGAGCAACAUAUUCUGGAGCCAGUGAGGCGAGCCCUGGAGUACUACUCGGACCUGGAGCGAGCCACUCAGCAGGAGGCGGCGGCGGCGGUGGCAAACAAACCCUGAUGAGUAAAACGUUCAAAGUUAUGAUUUAGCAAAUGUGUGCCAGGGAGGGUCGUGUUGACAUAAUCACAGAACCCAAAUGUUUAGCAUAUUCAAGAUUAGCUAAACAUUUUAUUAUGUAUGACUGCAUUUACAUGUUCCAACCAAAGUGCAAAUGUCUGAUAAACAAUGAAUUCAGGUGUCUCUAACAAAACACUAUGAAAUCAUAUAAAUACACAAACAUGACAUAAAUUAUUUUGGCAUUUCAAGACAGAAUAUUUCGAUCAACAUUUACAAAUGAGGAAUUCAGUGUGACAGAAGGGAGCAGC
Syngnathus acus (greater pipefish) is the source of this 1939-nucleotide messenger RNA. Its product is annotated as high affinity cGMP-specific 3',5'-cyclic phosphodiesterase 9A-like. Gene Ontology annotation, biological process: cGMP catabolic process. The record is from RefSeq and is a predicted model, not a curated record. The transcript is spliced from 14 exons. The coding region runs from base 108 to 1634 and encodes 508 amino acids. Gene Ontology annotation, molecular function: 3',5'-cyclic-GMP phosphodiesterase activity. NCBI's taxonomy places the organism in Eukaryota, Metazoa, Chordata, Actinopteri, Syngnathiformes, Syngnathidae.